This is a messenger RNA of Maudiozyma saulgeensis, 588 nucleotides long. The record is from the annotation of a GenBank genome assembly. NCBI's taxonomy places the organism in Eukaryota, Fungi, Ascomycota, Saccharomycetes, Saccharomycetales, Saccharomycetaceae.
AUGAUGAAACGUGAACCAACCAGACUGACACUAACAGAUAGCGAAAUAGCUGAUAUGAUUGUUAGUCUGGAAACAAGGAAAUUUGAUGAACAAAUGAAAGCGACAAAGUUACUGGAACAAAAAAGAAAUAAUAGACAACCAUUAGAAAUAGAUAGUUCUAAUAUAUUUGGGAUAAGGUCUCUAGAAAAUUUUAACGGUAAUAUAUCACAGGGACAUCAAGAAUAUCCUAAAUCUACCAACUUGAGUGAUAAGAACUUUAUUCAUCAUACAAAUAACAUACCGAAUGAUAUGACGCCAGAGAUUGCAUCAUAUACUAAUAACGAGAUCCCAUUGGAUAUGGAUAGAUUAGAUGUAAACCGAAAUUUAAUUCAGAGUUAUGGUAGUGAUACUGAUAAUAAUGGAACAAACAGAUCAUCGCUUUCAACAUAUCCUGCAUAUUCUCAACAAAGUGGUACUAUAACGAACUAUAUAAGAAAUAUCAGUGCAAGUAGUAAUAUUGGUAACAGCCAACUAAAUGAGGAGGAAGUUAUGUUCGAGGAAUCCAAUUCACACAAUCAACCAAAUCCUUUCUACAUGGCAGAUCAUUGA